This is a messenger RNA of Dichomitus squalens LYAD-421 SS1, 1673 nucleotides long. RefSeq lists its product as uncharacterized. NCBI's taxonomy places the organism in Eukaryota, Fungi, Basidiomycota, Agaricomycetes, Polyporales, Polyporaceae. The coding region runs from base 60 to 1391 and encodes 443 amino acids. The record is from RefSeq and is a predicted model, not a curated record. The transcript is spliced from 2 exons.
GAUACGCUCCUCGCUUAUCAACCUCUAACACCAUGCACUGAGGCAGACAAUCGUUGCUCAUGAGUACCAGUACCACUCUCGCUGUUUCUGAGACCAUCUGGCUCUGUCCACGACCGCUCGCUCGCUCUCCAGGGAGAUUCCCACUCAUCCCUCUUCUGCCGGACAAACCGGCACGCGCUUUCUUGCCGUCUGAGCUCUGGGAGUGCGUACUGGAAUAUGUCUUCGCUCAAUACAACGCGCAGGACGCUGGGCCGGAGCAGGAUGUCGUGGCUAUGAAACUGGGGCUCCUGCGGGUCUCGAAGUCAUUCAAUGCUGUCGCAUUGCCGCUGUUCUAUGCAUUCAUUCAAGCUCCAUCUCUGCGCGUGCUCGAAAAGCUUGCAGCUCGUCUGCACGCCGCCGACAAGACCUGGGAUUCCAUCCGGCGAAUCCCUUAUUCCGCGCCGGGACGGUGGAUCCACACCCUCAAUUUGGAGCAUCUCCGAUGCACGUCUUCGGAGGACGUACUACAGCUGGACACGGUGCUGAACAAGUUGUUCCCCGUUGUUCCGUUCUUGACCGACCUCAUCCUUAACCCGCACGCUGUGCUCAGUCGUCGCGCUUUGUCCAGCUUGACGCAUCGUGAUGGUAUCCAGAACAUGCGGUCACUGAGAAGUAUCCAACUCACCACGUCUAUGAGAACCGAGGAGGAUCUCUUCGUUGAACUCCUCAGAGCCUGCACCAGGUUAGAAGAGCUGGAGAUCAUGGGCACGGGUAUCGACCAGAGCGAGCUUUCUUCGCUCGAUACCCGUCCCGUCGAGCCACCAACCUUCUAUCCGCUCCGUCUCCCCUUCCUGCGCAAACUCGUCGCGCUCUCCAUGCCCUCCUCUCCCGUGCUGUUCGCACUGCUGUACUCUCCCCUCCCUGCCCUACGGCAUCUCACCCUGACGCCUUACGACGAAGUAUCAGUUCCGGGAUGCCUCGUCCCCCGAUUCCUUGCCGUACAUGGGCAACACCUCACAUCUCUACACCUCUAUACCGUGAAGCAGUGGCCGACCAUCCUCUUUCCCACCCCCGGGACCCUCCUCGACAUAUGUCCUGCUCUGAAGCACGUGUCGCUUGAGCUCCCUCUCCCCACCCUCACGCUUUCGCAAGCAGAGCAGCAUCACCUCGAGAUCCUAUCCAUCCCCAGACCCAAGCCCGAAUAUUUCGUCGUCCUGGAGAAGCUGCUGCCUAAGCUCCCGCGGCUGAGGUUCGUUCGGGCGCGUGAUGUCAAGUGGCUCAGAAACGGCAUGUCGACUAAGGCGCAGCAGGCGGGUGUGCAGGGCGAGAUGUUGCUCUGGAGACGCAAGCUGGGCCGACGAGGCAUCCAGUUGCUUGAUGCGGAGUGGAACCCUGGCACGGAAGGCACUUAACCACAUGUACGCUUGUCUCACCUUUAUUUGUUCCAAGAUCCGGAGGACCUCAAGGAUUUAGCUUACUACCAGAUUUAUGUAAGUCGAUUGACCUGUUGUACUCAUCAGCGCAUUGUUGUACGCGACUCCCCGCUCUCUCCACAAUGUAGCAUGGUCACCUACGCUCGAAUGUCUCCUGACGGAAUAUGCGUUAGGUGAACGCUCUCAACCGUGCUUGACUACCGAUGACGUUUUACGAAUAGCGUCUCCGACAUGUCAAAUUCAAUAAUAUCAUUGUCUGAC